Rubroshorea leprosula is the source of this 2368-nucleotide messenger RNA. NCBI's taxonomy places the organism in Eukaryota, Viridiplantae, Streptophyta, Magnoliopsida, Malvales, Dipterocarpaceae. The record is from the annotation of a GenBank genome assembly.
ACAUUCUUCUCCAUUUUCUUCUACCCAUUUCAUUCUCAAUCUCUCUAUCUCUGGAAUGAUGAAUUCCUGAAAAACCAAAAAAAAAAAAAAAAAAAAGAGAAAGAAAUUAAAUUACGGCUAAUUCUCCUCCUACUUCGCAUAUCUCUUUCCUUCAAACUUCUGUUUUCCUUCCUAAGACCAUUUUCUCUCACAAAAACUAUGGAGAACAAUCUUCCUGAGAAGUCUUCCACCUUUAACAAACGAGAUGUCCACAUCGACGACAUCAACUCCGAGACCUCCUUGCCAGUUGAAGAAUCCACCAAGUUUGCAGCAGAAGAAAAACCAACUGCUACCGAGACAGAUAUCAAGGAGGAGAAGCCUGUUGAGGAUGAUCAGGAAUAUCAGAAGAAUGCUGAAAUUGAAACCAUUGAAACCGAAGACGCUCCUCCUCCACUAGAAAUUCAAUACACUGUUGAAACAGCUCUUGAAGACGUCGAUCGUUUUCUCACGACUCUCUGCGCCCCGAAUGGUGAAGACGAAGAGUCCUCUCUAAACAUUCCCGAGUUUGCUGAGAAAUGCUUGGAUCUUGUGGAGGAAACAAUCGUAAAACAUGAGUCUGGAGAAUUCAAAGCCAAAUGGGGUCAGCUUGCAGAGGAUGAUAUCGCUUUUUUUGAUACGGUGGAUCGGAUUUCAAAGCUGAACAUAUCAAUCUCUAAAAUCAAAUCUCAUCAGAAUCAUAGCCUUUUGAUUAACCGCAUCUGCGGCAUUCAGCAGCGAGCAAUGUCUUUCUUGGAGGACGAAUUCAGGAUCCUCUUGGAAGAACCCAGAAGCGUGGAAUCGGAACAGAGCAGCGGUGACACAAAGGCAAAGCAAGAGCAACCGGGUCAAACUGAAAAUUACAAUUCCCCGAGUUACACCCCGGACAUUCUGUCGAGCUUGAACAGAAUUGCCAAGGAGAUGAUAGCCGGAGGGUUUGAAUCCGAGUGUUGCCAAGUUUACACGAUGGCGAGGAGGAAUGCCUUUGAUGAGCAAUUGAGCAGGCUAGGAUUUGAAAAAACCAGCAUCGAUGACAUGCAGAAGAUGCAAUGGGAAGCGUUGGAGAGAGAGAUCCCAAAAUGGAUCAAGACCUUCAAGGAAUGCACCAUCCUUUUCUCCAGCGAGCUUAAGCUCGCAGAGGAAAUCUUUACGGAUUCUCCCUCAAUUUCUUCGAGCCUUUUCAUCAAUCUCACGCGUGGCCUGGUGAUUCAAUUUCUCAAUUUCGCUGAAGCCGUGGCCAUGACCAAGCGCUCCGCAGAGAAAUUGUUCAAAUAUCUGGACAUGUACGAAACACUGCGGGAUAGUCUUCCUGCCUUAGACACCCUGUUUCCCCAAGAGUUGGCAAACCAGCUGAGAACCGAAAUGACAACCACCCGUUGCCGGGUGGGAGAAGCUGCCAUAUGCAUUUUCUGCGAUCUAGAAAAUUCAAUCAAAUCUGAUACAGGGAAAACUCCAGUUCCUGGCGGUACCGUUCACCCUCUGACUCGCUACACGGUUAAUUACCUAAAAUACGCCUGCGAGUAUAAGGACACACUAGAGAUGGUAUUCAAAGAGCAUUCAAAAAUCGAGCGUGCUGAUUCAACGAGCAGGACUUGUACUGAUUAUGACGAAAGCUACAACCGCGAGACCGGAGUGGAAGAAAGCCAAUCGCCGUUUUCGAGCCAGUUGAUGAGGAUGAUGGAUUUGUUGGACGCAAACCUGGCGGCAAAAUCGAAGCUGUACAGGGACAUCUCUCUGACCUGCAUCUUCAUGAUGAACAACGGGCGUUACAUGUUGCAGAAGGUCAAAGGGUCUGCUGAGAUUCACAGCAUGGUGGGGGACAUUUGGUGCCGCAAGAAGUCAUCGGAGCUCCGUAACUUCCACAAGAAUUACCAAAGAGAGACGUGGACUAAGCUGCUGGGGUGUCUAAGUCACGAGGGUCUUACAUCUAAUGGGAAAGUGAUGAAGCCAGUGCUGAAGGAGAGGUUCAAGAGCUUCAAUGUGAAGUUCGAUGAAAUUCACAAGACACAGAGCACCUGGGUGGUUAGCGAUGAACAGCUGCAGUCGGAGCUUAGAGUUUCGAUACAGGCGGUGAUGAUUCCGGCAUACAGGUCGUUCUUAGCUCGGUUCUCACAGGUCUUGGAUCCGGGAAGGCAAACGGAGAAGUACAUAAAGUUUCAGCCUGAGGAUAUAGAGAAUUACAUCGAGGAGCUGUUUGAUGGAAACGCAACGUCAAUGGCCAGGAGAAGAGUUUAGGUAGUCCCUAAACCAUGCAUUCUAUUCAAGGAAAAGGAAACUUAUGUUUACUGUUUAUAUAUACAUAUUGGGCAUCAACCUUUUGAAUUUAAUUUAUGAAUGAAUGUAUUUUUCAUUG